Molecule: messenger RNA, 3875 nt
Organism: Homalodisca vitripennis (glassy-winged sharpshooter)
Lineage: Eukaryota; Metazoa; Arthropoda; Insecta; Hemiptera; Cicadellidae
Exons: 22
Coding region: 148-3609 (1153 amino acids)
Molecular function (GO): hydrolase activity
Source: RefSeq, a predicted model, not a curated record
GAAACUAACCAUCUAUCAGACUGCGUCUGGCCUAAUCUCUGAUUCACUGGGACUGUCAGUGACCUGUUUUCGCUCAAGUGACACUGUGGAAGUUUUCGUCUAUAUUUUUUUAACUAAAACAAAAGGGUGUGAAUCUCGACAGAGUAAAUGGUUAGCUGUGGUACGUUAGCAAUGAAUCAAGAGUAUAUUGAAAUUUCGACUAAACAAGGCAAGUUGAGAGGCCUUGUUAAAAAGUCAACUGGGCUUCAUAACAAAACUUAUUAUUCUUUUCAAGGCAUUCCUUAUGGGAAACCUCCCAUAAAAAAAUUAAGAUUCAAACCUCCUGAACCGUUUGGAAAGUGGGAAGGAGUACGAGAUGCUUUAAAGGAGGGAAAUGACUCCAUUCAACAUCACAUGCUGUUUAACCACCCAGUCGGUGAUGAGGACUGUCUAUACCUCAAUGUCUACACCACCCAGCCUGAAGAAGGAGCUAAGAAGGCUGUGAUGGUAUGGAUACAUGGUGGAGGAUUUGCUGGUGGCUCUGGCUCAUCUGAACUCUACGGACCAGAUUACUUAGUUGAAGAAGAUAUUGUACUAGUAUCCAUCAACUAUCGAUGUGGAGUAUUAGGAUUCCUAUCUUUUGAAAACGAGAAAUUGCCUGGAAACCUGGGCCUUAAGGAUCAAGUGUUGGCACUACAUUGGGUGCACGAUAACAUUGACAGUUUCGGUGGAGACCCUGACAAUGUAACAAUAUUUGGAGAGAGUGCUGGUGCAGCUUCUGUCAACUACCACCUGCUGUCACCACUCUCUAGAGGAUUAUUUCACAAAGCCAUACUGCAAAGUGGCUGCUCACUUAGUCAGUGGGCUUUUCAGGACAAUCCAAGAGAGAAAGCCCUGCUGCUGGCCAGAGACUUGGGUUGUACUUCCGAGGAUCCUGACACCGUUUUGGAAUUUCUCAUGGGUGUUCCUGCUAUGGAUCUUGUGACAAGUCAGGACAGUGACAAACUCCGCACAGAAAAGGAAAUGGUUCAAAGAGUUUCAGUCAUAUUUACACCUUGUGUGGAGAAAUAUGGAAAUGCACCGUUUCUGACUGACUGUCCUCGUAAGCUGAUGGAGAGAGGAGAGUUCGCCAAGGUGCCUGUAAUCAUAGGACUCACUGAUAAGGAAGGAAUGCUAGUUUUAGCAAUAAAACAGCCCCAUUUUGACCUUGUAAGUAACGACCUGUCAUUGUUGGUACCUCAAAAUUUGGCCACUACACUAGAAAAAGAAGAGGAGCUCAGACUGGGCAAGGAGAUUCUGAAGUUCUACACCAACACUGACUCUGUGUCCUGGGAUGUUGCACCUCAGUAUGUGGAUCUUAUAGGUGAUAUCCAUUUCACAAUUCCGCUGCAAGAGACCAGACAGUAUUUCCUGAAACAACAGACACCUGUCUACUCUUACCUGUUCACAUACACAAGCCCUCGAGCUCUCUCUUACUCAACACUACCAGUAGCAUUUCCUGACAGGGCUGAACAGUUUGUUGGUAGUGGCGCUGGUCAUGGUGAUGAGCUGUUUUACCUUUUCCAUACUAACAUAACGCAAAGUCCCGUUGUUCCACCAAGCGAUGAUGAUCAAAUAUUUAUGAGUAAAUUUUUGAAGGCAUGGGCCACUUUUGCAAAAACAAGCAACCCAAAUUGUGAUAGACUUGGAGUGAGCUGGAAACCCGACAAUAUUGACGACUCCUCUUACUUAGCCCUGGGAAAGAUUAUCAAACCAUUAAAUGGAAUUUCGUUUCCGGAUAGAACAGAGUUCUGGAAGAGAAUUUAUGAAAAAUGUUCAUAUACAUACCGACGGUUGGGUUAUUCAACGAUCGAUGUAGACAUAUCUCAGCCACGGCCUUCACUCACGAAACUAAUAGUAGAAUGUAGCGGCAAACCGGCUUUAUCCAGUCAGCCAGCACCCACUCCCACUCCGAGACAGUGUUGUCAGCUGUUAACCUACACAAUUAUUGUAGUUAUAAUGGAUGCAGAGUUCUUUGAAUUGUUCACCAAACAAGGAAAACUUAAAGGUCUGGUCAAGAAAUCAGCCGGAGUGUCUCAGAAAAGAUACUACUCUUUCCAAGGAAUUCCAUACGCAAGACCUCCUGUUGGUGAAUUAAGAUUCAAACUCCCUGUUCCUUAUGGUGAGUGGGAGGAUGUCCGAGAUGCUACCAAAGAAGGCAAUGAUGCUAUACAGAAUCACAUGUUUUUUGGAACACCAAUUGGAGAUGAAGAUUGUCUUUAUCUGAAUGUUUACACAACCCAGACAGGAAAUGAAGGAGCCAGGAAGGCUGUGAUGGUCUGGAUCCAUGGUGGAGGCUUUGCAAGAGGAUCUGGCUCUACUGAGCUUUAUGGGUCUGACUUCUUCAUCGAGGAAGAUGUUGUAGUAGUAACGAUCAACUAUCGUUGUGGUGUUCUAGGAUUUUUGUCACUUGAGAAUGACAAGCUGCCUGGAAACUUGGGGCUCAAGGAUCAGGUUUUGGCACUAAAAUGGGUACAAGACAACAUUGACAGUUUUGGAGGAGACCCAAACAAUGUGACAAUAUUUGGGCAAAGUGCAGGAGGAGCCUCUGUUCACUACCAUCUGCUGUCUCCACUGUCUAAAGGGUUAUUUCACAAAGCUAUUCUGCAAAGUGGAACCUCACUUUCCCAAUGGGCUUUCCAGGACAAACCCAAAGAGAAAGCCCUGAUGUUUGCCAAAGAGCUGGGCUGCACUUCCCAGGAUCCUGACACUGUCCUGGAGUUCCUUAUGUCUGUCCCUGCCUCUGAGCUUGUGACUGCACAAAACAAGGAGACCUUAAGAACCGAAAAGGAGAGAAUUCAUAAAUUGUCUAUAAUAUUCACACCUUGUGUUGAAGAAGCAGGGGAUACUUCUUUUUUGACUGACUCACCAAAGAAAUUGAUGGAAAAUGGAAAUUUUGCUAAGGUACCAAUUAUUAUGGGUAUAACCAACAAAGAAGGAUUGUUCUGUGUGUCUCAUAAUUUAAUACCAACUUGUGACACCAUGUCUAUGUUUGUACCAUGUGACCUCCCCAUCACAUCAGACAGUGAGGAGGAGCUCAAACUUGGAAGGGAGAUUCUACAAUUCUAUGCAAAUACAGACCAUUUCUCCUGGGAAAUUGUAAAUCAGUAUAUUGAUUUCAUAACUGAUGUAGGAUUUGCGAUGGGCCUGGACAACACUAGACAAUAUUUCCUGCAACAUGGGUCCUCCAUAUACAACUACCUGUUUACUUACACCAGUCCUCGAGCCUUUUCCUCCUUUCUGAUACCUAAGGCAUUUCCUGACAAAGCUGAACAGUUUGUUGGUACUGGCGCAAGUCAUGGAGAUGAUUUGGCUUUCCUGUUCAAGACAAACAUUCUUCAAGUUCCCUACACUCCUCCGACUAUUGAAGAUCAAACAUUUAUGAACAAACUAUUGAAAACUUGGACAACUUUUGCUAAAACUGGCAACCCAAACUGUGAGGAGCUUGGAGUGACCUGGACACCAGACAGUGACCAUAACCCUUGUUAUUUGGAAAUUGGUAAAACUUGGAAACAGGUUCAUAAAGUCUUGCUUGCAGAAAGGAUGGAAUUUUGGAAGAACAUUUAUGUUAAAUAUUCAUUACCUAAGUAAGAAAGUGCUAGUUUGUAACAACAUUCUAUUUUAUAACAAAUUAAUGAAAUAAACUACAUAUCAAUUUUAUUUAGUUUCUUGUUUAGUUUGUUUUGCUUAAUAAGGUACUGCUGAAAAAAGUGAAGUUAGUUUGAAAUAAUACAGUACACAAAGAGAGAAUAAACUGUUUAACAUACAUUGUUGGAUUAAAAAUCUUUUGUAUUCAAUACUGACUUGGUGACACAACUUAAUAUUGUAUAUCAAUAAAAUGUUUGUUAUUGUUAGUA